AAAAGGACGACCAGCAAUGGUUCCACUACUCGCUCUUGUGCUAUCUCUCGUCGCUGCAGUGCUUGCCAGCCCUGUUCAUUCACCGAGUGGACGCGGACAGUCGUGUUUUCCUGCUCUCGGAUUUGAGAUGCCAGAUGACACGCCUGAUUCGACAGAUGACUGGUGGUGCCCGUACGAAUCAGAGUACGCGUUCGUAGGGUUCAGCUACGAGGUCACCGCAUGUCAGAGUCUUCAGCAACUCCGACGUGAAUUUAAGGACAUACGCGAGCGAUUCAAUAGUCGGUACGUUCGCAUGUACGGAGCGUGCGAUCGAGAGGGCUUCUACGACGACAUUAUCACAGCAGCAUGGGAAGCCAACCUUGGCGUUCACGCUCUUGUUUGGUUCGGAUUCGAUGGUUCCGAUAUCUGGAUCUCUCGACGCGACACGCUUUUCGCUGCCCUACAUGCCAACCCCAAAGCGCCCUUUAUCACUCGCGUUGUCCAAUUCGGAUCUGAGCCUCUCUACGACGGAGUACUGGACGCUGAUCCAGACGCUCUGGCAGAGCAGGUCUGGGAAGCCAAAGCCAAUCUGUCGAGUCUAGGAAUUCCAGUAACGGUUUCGGAUAUGGCGUAUGGGUACCAGGAACGCGGGGGCGCGCAGUCUGUUUUGGACGCCAUAGACCUCAUCGACGCACAUAUGCUUCCGUUCUUCUCACAGCAGGCUUCGACAGCCAACAACUCGUGGCCUAUCGUUCUCACUGACUUGGACUGGUUCAUUGACAAUGGUGAAGGAAAGAAGAUAUACCUGAGCGAGAACGGAUGGCCAUCUGUCACUUCCGAAGGCGUGCAGCCCAACAGCCCCUAUGCAGUAUCUGACAUACCCAAUGAACACGAUUACUAUGUGCUACUCGACUCCAAAUGCGAGUUCUUCAAGACCGUAGCUGGGGGCGGCGUAGGCUGGUUUGCUCACAUCUAUUCGGACAACCAAGAACCUGGGUAUGGGAUCUACAAUUCUAAGGGGAAGAUGAAAUUCGAUUUUAGUCCGAGGACGGAGUGUUAGUUUAUUCUUUAGUAGUGUAUUAAGUUUCGAUAUGAGUAAUAUAUUAACAGAUAAUCGUAUAGACGAUGAGGGCGCGGACUGAUUGAUAACCAUUUUUUCCUCAGUAAAGCACCUCGUGACUG
Messenger RNA from Desarmillaria tabescens, 1161 nucleotides. RefSeq names its product glycoside hydrolase superfamily. The record is from RefSeq and is a predicted model, not a curated record. NCBI's taxonomy places the organism in Eukaryota, Fungi, Basidiomycota, Agaricomycetes, Agaricales, Physalacriaceae. The coding region runs from base 17 to 1039 and encodes 340 amino acids. The transcript is spliced from 9 exons.